AUGGUUUCACCAUUAGGUGGAAUCCCACAACACAGAACAGCUCAUUUCUUGAAACCCAUUGUUUCUUCUCCUGAUGGUCCACCAUUAAAGCUACCUUCACUUCCUUUCUCCUCUGAAUCUGAAUGGCCUUUAAAAGUCUCCUUCAAUGGCUGGAGGCUUCCUCAAAACAAAUGGAAAAAAUGGGUUGAAAGUAUGAAAUCUGUUCAUUACUCUGUAUGGAAAGCUGCUGGUAUUCAUGAAGCCAUUAUAGGUUCAGUAUACAAAAUCCAUAGUUAUAAAGAUUUGAUUUUUGGAAUGACAGAAAGGUGGUGCUGUGAGACUAAUACUUUUAUAUUUCCUUGGGGUGAAGCUAGUAUUACUCUUGAAGAUAUGAUGAUUUUGGGAGGGUUUUCUGUUUUGGGUGGCACUGUUUCAUUGCAGCCUCUUCAGUCCCCUGAGUUGGUGGAAAUUCAAGAAAAUCUUGAAAAAGCACGAAAGGAACUUAUCAGAAUGAAGACUGAUAAUCAUAAUGGGUGGUUGAAACAUUUCAUGAAUAGUGGACACAGGUUUGAACAUGAAGCUUUUCUUUCUCUUUGGUUAUCUAGAUUUGUGUUUCCAGGAAAUGAAUAUGAUAAAAUAGGUAUACAUGUUUUUCCAAUAGCUGUCAACCUUGCUAAAGGUACGCGACUAGCACUUGCUCCUGCUGUUCUUGCAAGCAUAUAUAGGGACUUGAGUUUGUUGAAACAGACUAUGAUGAUCGCUUCUUCAUCAUAUGAGGAAAAUAAAGGAAAUGUUGGAGAUAGUGUUGACAUUCUAGCGAUUACUCUUUGGGCGCCGUUGUUGUUUGUUCAAGUUUGGGCUUGGGAGAGGUUACUACCUUUGCGGCCAGAGCAGGCUCGCAAAUGUUGUAUGGCUAGUGGGGUGAGAAUAGGACGAUGGCAUAAUGUGAAACAAUUGGAUGUGAUUAGUGUGAGGAAUAUUAUCGAUUCUUCUGGAGAGACAUUUCUGUGGAGGCCAUAUGCCUUGGCUUCUGUGGGAGGUUGGUCAGUUCCUAAGUUUUACAAGGAAAGAUCAGAAGAGUGGACAAUAAUUGAAGGGCAAAAUGUGGAACAAGAACUGGAGUCUUUCGUUCAAUGCUUGAGGGUAUCUGAGCUAGUCGGGUUGGAUUGUCAAGAGCCUUAUCAACCACAUCGUGUAGCUAUGCAGUUUGGAUAUGACCAAGACUUCCCUAAAUGGAUUCCUCGCUCGUGUUCAUGUCCACAAGUUGCCUGGUACAACUAUAGCAGACCCAUUGAUUCUGAUUUGAGGCUAUACUAUCCAUCUAGGUUGUCUGAAUCGGAUAUCACUGCCCAGUAUUCGAGAUGGUGGAGAAAAGAAGUAUUAUUUCUAGCUGUUGCAUUCAAAGGAGUGUUGCGUGGACAAAGGAGUAAAAGAAGAUCAAGACGACUUUCUAGCCUUUAUGCUCCUCCUGCUUUUGCUCCUAAGUUAAAACAUGUGAAAGUUGCAACUGACUAUAACUUAAAAAAAGCACAAGUGGAGAAUUACCCUGAUGUUCCCCCUGGUUUUUCAUCCAAAUGUGGUGAGGUAAAUAACAAGAAGCAUAUAUCGAUGAUGGAAAAGAAAGUAAUAGUGGAGAAUUUCCCUGAUGUUCCCCCUGGUUUUCCACCCAAAUGUGGUGAGAUAAAUGACAAGAAGCAUAUAUCGAUGAUGGAAAAGAAAGUAAAAGUGGAGAAUUUCCCCGAUGUUCCCAUUGGUUUUCCUCCCAAAUGUGGGGAAGUAAAGAAUAUUUCUAUGGGGAUUUCACAGAUAAUGGCUUUCAAUGGGAAUACUGCAGAAGAAAGAAGUUACACAUUACCUGACUAUGCACAUGAAAGGAACAAGACUAAUAGUGCAGCUCAAAUUCUGACUACCAACAAGCAGAGAAGUGGGGAAAGAACUAGCUGUGUUGAUAUUAACUUGCUUAGUUUAACGGAAUUAGAAGCUCGUCUUGGCCGGGUUGAGCGACUAGUUGCUUCACACAAGAGUAGCUAG
This is a messenger RNA of Nicotiana attenuata, 2010 nucleotides long. RefSeq lists its product as uncharacterized. Lineage: Eukaryota; Viridiplantae; Streptophyta; Magnoliopsida; Solanales; Solanaceae. Gene Ontology annotation, biological process: meristem maintenance; meristem development. The coding region runs from base 1 to 2010 and encodes 669 amino acids. The transcript has a single exon. The record is from RefSeq and is a predicted model, not a curated record.